Messenger RNA from Myripristis murdjan (pinecone soldierfish), 1086 nucleotides. Its product is annotated as apoptosis-associated speck-like protein containing a CARD. NCBI's taxonomy places the organism in Eukaryota, Metazoa, Chordata, Actinopteri, Holocentriformes, Holocentridae. The coding region runs from base 80 to 685 and encodes 201 amino acids. The record is from RefSeq and is a predicted model, not a curated record. The transcript has 4 exons. Gene Ontology annotation, biological process: inflammatory response; innate immune response; regulation of apoptotic process.
CUGAAAGUAAGCUUUAGUAAACAAGGGCGACUUUUUUUACUUAUUUAUUUUUAAUCGAUUUGUGGUCGACUGAGGACAAAUGCCACCCAGAACCAUCAAAGCGGCCAUCCAAGACGCGCUGGAGGAUCUGCCGGAGAAGAAGCUGGAUAAAUUCCGCUCGGCGCUGCUGGACCGGAGGGAAGAGCCGCGCGUAAAGAUGAACUCCGUGGAGGGAAAGGACUACAUCACCAUCGCACAGGUCCUGGUGUCCACCUUCACAGAGCCGAGAGCGCUGCGGAUAACUCUGGAGCUGCUGAGGGAGAUCGGCUGCAGCGAAGAGGCGGAGAGACUCGAGCGCGACUCAAAGGCAGUAUCUUCGGCGUCUGCUUGCACCCAGGGACCCUCGGCCGGAGCAUCUGCCGGACGGUACAUGUCAGGAGACAAGCACUUUGUGGAUAAGCACCGCACUGCACUGAUCCAGAGAGUGAGCACGGUUCCAUCUCUCCUGGACGAGCUGCUCGGCAGGGGGGUCAUCAAACAAGAGGGUUACAACACCAUCAUGGCUCAAGCUACCAGCCAGGCUAUGAUGAGGGAGCUCUACAAGGGGCCCCUGAAUGCCUGUGGCUCCAGUGGCAAAGAUAUUUUCUAUGAAAUUCUUGAGGAAUUGGAGCCAUUCCUCAUUUCAGACCUCAAGAAAUUAGGAUAAUGAGAUUAAAAACACAGAGCGCAUUUUUUAAAACUGUUUUUAUAUGCCAUGCUGAACCCCCUUUUCCAUAUAGUAUACUUUAAUAUACUGUAAUUUUUCCAUCAUGCUGAAAAGAGCCUAGCCUUUUUAUAUGUUUAUUAGAGAAUCAUGUCAGAAAUUAUUCACACCAUCGGAAAAAUUCGUUCUGAACCCUCUUUUUCAUUCAGUAUAUUUUAGUAUACUAUAAUGUUUUCAUCAGAAUUUAUUCACAAAGGGUGCAGCGGAAGUUUUCGUCCAAGGAAUGACCAUCAUGCAUGUCCGUUAUUUAACCCUCGUGAAUUUGCACAGAUGGGCUAUUGCAAAUUAAAAAAUGUGGUUUUAAUUUUUGGAUUAUACCAAUAAACCAAAGUAUUUUACCUUGA